GCGCGCGCGACAGUGUUGCGUGUAUACAGGGUGUUUGCGCGUGCGCGGCUCGGCGCUAGGACCGUGCGCUCCAGUCGGUGCGCAAAUCCCAGCAGAGAGGCAGCGUCUCCGGCAGACAGGAGCGACAGAGGCAGAGGCUGCGCGUCUCCUCUGCAGGUUCAACCCAUCACCGGCGGGGGCGGCGGGCUGCACCUUCCGCCAGGCGGACCUGAACCAGCCGCGGGCUCGCCUCCGGUGCCCUCCUUAUGGGCUCACCAUGCGCAGGAUACGGGCCAACGCCAUCGCCAUACUGACCGUCGCCUGGAUCCUCGGCACGUUUUAUUACCUGUGGCAGGACAGCAAGCCCGCGUCGACGCCGUCGUCGUCCGCGUCGCAGGCUCGCGGCAGGGGCCACGGGCAGAAGCUGGUCCCCGGCCGGCUGGAGAUCCACCGGGACGACAGGACCAUCCCGCUGAUUGUGACUCAGCCCCCCAGAGGCGAGCAGCAGAGCCAGCUGCUGGGCGGAUUCGACGAGAAGGCUUACCUGGCCACCAAGCAGCUCAAACCGGGGGACGAUCCGUACAGGGAGCAUGCCUUUAAUCUGCAGGAGAGCGACCGUCUGGGCAGCGAGCGAGCCAUCCGAGACACGAGACACUACAGAUGCGCGUCUUUGACCUACGACGCCGAGCUGCCCUCCACAAGCAUCAUCAUCACGUUCCACAACGAAGCUCGCUCCACUCUGCUUCGCACCAUCAAAAGUGUCCUGAUGCGCAGCCCCACGUCUCUCAUUCAGGAAAUAAUCCUCAUAGAUGACUUUAGCACUGACCCUGAGGACUGCCAGCUGCUCUCCCAGAUCCCCAAAGUGCGCUGCCUGAGGAACAGCAGGAGAGAGGGCUUGAUCCGAUCGCGAGUGAGAGGAGCCAACACGGCCUCUGCCACCAUUCUGACCUUCUUGGACAGCCACUGUGAGGUCAACGCCGACUGGCUGCAGCCGAUGAUCCAGAGAGUCAAGGAGGAUCACACGCGAGUGGUCAGCCCCAUUAUCGACGUGAUCAGCUUGGAUAACUUUGCUUACUUGGCUGCAUCUGCUGACCUUAGAGGAGGAUUCGAUUGGAGUCUCCACUUCAAAUGGGAGCAGAUUCCCAUCGAGCAGAAAAUGGCGAGAAGCGACCCGACGCAGCCCAUAAGGACUCCUGUCAUUGCCGGUGGGAUCUUCGUCAUGGACAAGAGCUGGUUCAACCAUCUGGGCCAGUACGACACUCAUAUGGACAUCUGGGGCGGGGAGAACUUUGAGCUGUCGUUCCGAGUCUGGAUGUGCGGAGGAAGUCUGGAGAUCCUUCCCUGUAGCCGCGUGGGUCACGUGUUCAGGAAACGCCACCCGUACGACUUCCCAGAGGGCAACGCUCUUACCUACAUCAAGAACACCCGACGGGCCGCCGAGGUGUGGAUGGACGAGUAUAAACAGUACUACUACUCGGCACGGCCGUCUGCUCAGGGCAAAGCCUUUGGCAGCAUUGCAGACCGCUUGACGCUGCGCCGGAAACUGAACUGCAAACCUUUCCGUUGGUACAUGGAGAACGUCUACCCCGAGCUGAGGGUCCCUGAGCAGGAAGCCGUGUCCAGUGUGCUGAAACAAGCUGGCAUGUGUCUGGAGACCCGUGGGAGGGACGGCCUCGGACUGGCGGAGUGCCGCGGCGCCGGAACCAACAGGCCGCAGUCGCAGAAGUGGGAGCUGGUGGAGCCGCUGAUUCGGCAGCAGGACCUGUGCCUGGCUAUUUCUGCCUUCACAGCAGGGUCAAAGGUCAAGAUGGAACUCUGUAACUCCAAAGAGCCCAGACAGAAGUGGAAGCCAAAAGGCCCGGCUCUUCAGCACGUGGUGAGCGGCCUCUGCCUGGACAGCCAGAGCACCAGCGGACCCCUGGUCAUCGCACAGUGUCGCCCCCAGGUGGCCGGACAGUCGUGGGAGUCGCAAGUUCUCGUCUGAAUGAGGAAGAUCUGGAGUUGCUGAGGGACAGAAAAAGUAAAAAGAAAAAAAGAAGAAGAAAGAAACUUAACUUUUCUGAUGUCAACCUCUGGCUGCUCAUUUUUAAAGCCUUGUUGAGGGGAAAAAAGAAAAAACCACCAGAGGUCUUGUGUGUACAGUGCUCUCUGUCCUUUCCGGGAUGCUGCAGAUCUAUGUAUUCUUAUAUUUCCACUGAAAACGUUGCACAUUUCACUUCUUCGUUUAAGUUUCUACGAUCUGCUUUCGUUGGAAGCGAUUUGACGAGUGCAAGCCGUUACUGUAGCAAGCGCGCCGAGCUGCACCUUCGAUCAUAGUCGCUGCUUUCGUAAAGCGGGGCAGUUUUAGCUGUGUACAUAGGCUCUAAAAAGAUAAAAUAAAAAAUAAAAAACAAGGAAGAAAAAUGGGAGCUUUUUAUCGCUGAUUAGCAAAGCACUGUCAGGACAUUAUUUAUUGUUUUGCACGGUCACACCCAAAGAAUGUUUAAUUUUUAUUAUUUCUUUCCCCUUUUGGUUCUCUCUAUUAAAAAAAAAAAAAUCUGUAAAUAUCUGAAACAGGUUAUUGUUUUUUUUUGUGUAAAGUAAUCUAUAUGUGCUUUUAAAAUUAAAACGUGGCUAAAGAGACAGUAUCAUUGGAGCCGUUUGUAAAAUAAGUUCCUUUGCUGCAUAAUUAUACUGUUAAUAUUAUAAAAAAAAAACAAAAUCACAA
Xiphophorus hellerii (green swordtail) is the source of this 2686-nucleotide messenger RNA. It is a transcript of the gene galnt16, whose product is annotated as UDP-N-acetyl-alpha-D-galactosamine:polypeptide N-acetylgalactosaminyltransferase 16. Gene Ontology annotation, biological process: protein O-linked glycosylation. The record is from RefSeq and is a predicted model, not a curated record. NCBI's taxonomy places the organism in Eukaryota, Metazoa, Chordata, Actinopteri, Cyprinodontiformes, Poeciliidae. Gene Ontology annotation, cellular component: Golgi apparatus. Gene Ontology annotation, molecular function: polypeptide N-acetylgalactosaminyltransferase activity. Bases 257 to 1963 code for a protein of 568 amino acids. The transcript has 15 exons.